Fusarium vanettenii 77-13-4 is the source of this 3628-nucleotide messenger RNA. RefSeq lists its product as uncharacterized. Gene Ontology annotation, molecular function: FMN binding; NADPH dehydrogenase activity; protein disulfide isomerase activity. The coding region runs from base 1 to 3216 and encodes 1071 amino acids. The record is from RefSeq and is a predicted model, not a curated record. The transcript has 7 exons. Gene Ontology annotation, cellular component: intracellular anatomical structure. Lineage: Eukaryota; Fungi; Ascomycota; Sordariomycetes; Hypocreales; Nectriaceae.
AUGACGAACCAAGACAUCGAGAACAAGCCCGCUGUUGGGGUUCCUUACUUCACCCCAGCUCAGGAGCCCCCGGCCGGUACCCCGCUUGAUCCGGCUUCGGCCCCGACAGUUUUCAAGCCCCUCCGGAUCCGUGGCAUUGAGCUCCAUAACCGCUUCGGAGUGUCUCCCAUGUGCACCUACUCGGCUCAGGAUGGAAAGCUGACCGACUGGCAUCUCGUCCACCUAGGCCAAUUCGCCCUGAAGGGUGCCGGCCUUGUCUUUGUUGAAGCCACCGGCGUUGAGCCCCGAGGCCGCAUCAGCCCUAACGACUCUGGCCUCUGGGACGACGAGCAAAUUGCCCCUCUCAAGCGCAUUACAGACUACAUCCACAGUCAGAACUCGCGAGCGGCUAUUCAACUCGCUCAUGCCGGCCGCAAGGCAAGCACACUUGCUCCCUGGAUCGGCGGCACUGCUACAAAGACGCUUGCACCUGAGAGCGUGGGAGGCUGGCCUGAGGAUGUCGUUGGACCAAGUGCGGUCCCUUUUGCGGACGACCAUGCCACGCCGAACGAGUUGACGGUGGACCAGAUCAAGGAGCUCGUGCAGAAGUGGCAGGAUGCUGCUGUGAGAGCCGUCAAGGCGGGCUUUGAUGUCAUCGAGAUUCAUGGUGCCCAUGGAUACUUGAUCACCAACUUUCUCUCGCCCGUUUCCAACAAACGAACAGAUCAGUAUGGUGGUAGCUUCGAGAACCGAACCCGCUUCCUCUUCGAGAUCAUCGAGGCCGUUCGCGCCGUGAUCCCCUCCGAGAUGCCCCUCUGGCUGCGCAUUUCGGCCACCGAGUGGAUGGAGUGGAGCGGAGAGCCCUCAUGGGACCUUGAGAGCAGCAUCCGCCUGGCCAAGCUGCUCCCAGCCGCCGGCAUUGACGUCCUCGACGUGAGCAGCGGCGGCAACGCCUCGGCCCAGAAGAUCAAGGUUCACCAGACCUUCCAGUCGGACCUGGCAGGCAAGAUCCGCGAGGCCCUCCGCGCCGACGGAAAGGAGCUACUCAUCGCGACAGUGGGCCUCGUCGCCGACGGUGCCUUUGCCCGGUCCGUCGUCCAGGAGGACGAGAAGCCCCAGGCCGACUUUGUCCUCGUGGCCAGGCAGUUCCUCCGGGAGCCCGACUUUGUGCUCAGCGCCGCGCAGCAGCUGGGUGUCGAGGUCAAGUGGCCGAACCAGUACCACCGGGCAGGACCCAAGCCCCGUGGACGGUCCCUACAAGCAUCGCAGCACCUGGGGGUGAAGGUGCAGGUGGGGUGGGCAGGUCCCCUUCCAGGCGGUGCAGGGUCCCUCAUAGGCCAGAGCUGCCCUGUGGAAGCGCCACAACCCGCUGAAAGACCCACUAGCCCGCCCGCUGGAGGGGCCCAUGGGGCCGUGCUGCCAACUGCAGGUGCUCAGGGCAGGUCCGGCUGGUACUGCCCGCGCUGCCUGGUCUUGAUGAUCAAUCCAAUCCAGCCUCCAAAGGGGACACUUGUUCAAUUGAGCCCCUCCAUCCAUCCAUUCAUCGCCCCCCAGCCCACCUCUCAUGUACCCAGACCCCAGCCCAGCCGCACUACAAGUACAAAACUCUCCGCCUCCAUCUUCUCUACUCGAACAUCUCCUCCUCCUUUCCCUUCCUCCCCCCAUAUCAUUGACCUUUCCCUUGCCCGUCUCCCAGCGAAGCCCUUCUUUACGGCCAUCAUGUAUCACAAGCGCAUCGCCUGCGGCUUCAUGGCGGCUCUGGCUGCCUAUGCCUCCGCCGCCGACUCGGAUGUCCACCAGCUCACCCAGGACACCUUUGACGAGUUCAUCAAGUCCAACGACCUCGUCCUUGCCGAGUUCUUCGCUCCCUGGUGCGGCCACUGCAAGGCCCUCGCCCCCGAGUACGAGGAGGCUGCCACUACCCUCAAGGAGAAGAACAUCAAGCUUGCCAAGGUUGACUGCACUGAGGAGGCCGACCUCUGCAAGAACUUUGGCGUCGAGGGUUACCCCACCCUCAAGGUCUUCCGUGGCCUUGACAACAUCACUCCCUACAGCGGUCAGCGCAAGGCUGCUGGCAUCACCUCCUACAUGAUCAAGCAGUCCCUCCCCGCUGUCUCCAUCCUCACCAAGGACACCCUCGAGGAGUUCAAGACUGCCGACAAGGUCGUCGUCAUCGCCUACCUCAGCGCCGACGACAAGGCCUCCAACGAGACCUUCUCCAAGAUCGCUGAGGGUCUCCGCGACACCUACCUCUUCGGUGGCGUCAACGACGCCGCUGUUGCUGAGGCUGAGGGCGUCAAGGCCCCCGCCGUUGUCGUCUACAAGGCCUUCGAUGAGGGCAAGAACACCUUCACCGAGAAGUUCGAGGCUGAGGCCAUCGAGUCCUUCAUCUCCACCUCCGCCACCCCUCUCAUUGGCGAGGUUGGCCCCGAGACCUACGCCGGCUACAUGUCUGCUGGUAUCCCCCUGGCCUACAUCUUCUCCGAGACCGCUGAGGAGCGCAAGGAGCUCGGUGACGCCAUCAAGCCCAUUGCUGAGAAGUACAAGGGCAAGAUCAACUUUGCCACCAUCGAUGCCAAGGCUUUCGGUGCCCACGCUGGCAACCUGAACCUCAAGACCGACAAGUUCCCCUCUUUCGCCAUCCAGGAGAUUGCCAAGAACCAGAAGUUCCCCUUUGACCAGGAGAAGGAGAUCACCCACGACAGCAUCGCCAAGUUCGUUGAGGACUUCUCUGAGGGCAAGAUUGAGCCUAGCAUCAAGUCUGAGCCCAUCCCCGAGACCCAGGAGGGUCCCGUCACCGUCGUCGUCGCCAAGAGCUACAACGACAUCGUCCUCGACGACACCAAGGAUGUCCUGAUUGAGUUCUACGCUCCCUGGUGCGGUCACUGCAAGGCUCUCGCCCCCAAGUACGACGAGCUUGCUUCCCAGUUCGCUGCCUCUGAGUUCAAGGACAAGGUUGUCAUCGCCAAGGUUGAUGCCACCCAGAACGACGUUCCCGAUGAGAUCCAGGGCUUCCCCACCAUCAAGCUGUACCCCGCUGGUGCCAAGGACGCUCCCGUCACCUACCAGGGCUCCCGCACUGUUGAGGACCUCGCCGAGUUCAUCAAGGAGAACGGCAAGUACAAGGCUGAGGUCUCCGCCAAGGAGGAGGGUACUGAGGAGGCUGCCCCCGCCGCCAGUGAGGAGAAGAAGGAGGCUGAGAAGGAGAAGGAGGCCGACGGCCAUGAUGAGCUGUAAACACAUGAUGUCAUAUUAGUAUACUAAAAGGGGCUUAUCUGAUUUCACGGGCGCGGGAUUUGAUGGUGCUGUCGUUUGAUGGCACCUCUGAUGAGAUUUGCUACUAGUUUCCGUGGCAAAAUUGGACAAUGAUGAUUGACUACCACUUGAUACACUACUGCUUGUUCCUGAACCAACCGUGCCAUGAUCUGUUACAAUCUUGAGGAAUGUGAAUAAAACUUGACCACCCUGCGUGGUCUACCAUUUGCUCGGCUCCUACGACUUGAAUAUCUAGCAGACAGGAGACUGGCUUGGAGGUUCCAGAGUCUGUCUGCCCAGCCCGGUAGACUUAUCAGGCUAUCAGUCCACGGUCCGUCUUCCAAUCUUUGACUGCCAGGAUAUGAGAGUCAUGACUGCAGCCAGCGUAUUAUCG